Messenger RNA from Echinostoma caproni, 729 nucleotides. The record is from the annotation of a GenBank genome assembly. NCBI's taxonomy places the organism in Eukaryota, Metazoa, Platyhelminthes, Trematoda, Plagiorchiida, Echinostomatidae.
AUGGACAAAUUUAUGCGCAAGAUCAACACAAGUCCCAAACCCAAACAGAAGUUUUCUCCGUCACGUUCCAAAGUUUUCGGUGUACCUUUGAAACUGCUUUUGGAUUCUAAGUCAACCACUCGCAUUCCUGCAAUUGUCACCAAUUUGUGUCAGUGCUUACUCAAACAUGGAACUGAGGUAGAAGGUAUUUUCCGCAUCAACGGCAGCGCUCGACUGAUUGAGCUGUUCAAGCGGGACUUGGAGUUUUCGCCAAACACAGACCUUCAUCCUACAGAAAAUGUGGAAAUUUACGCACUGGCUGGUGUUUUAAAAUUAUUUUUGCGUGAACUUCCAGGGGGCGUGAUUCCAGAAGAGCAUACUCUAAAGUUGAUCAAAGCCAUACGGGGUGAUGGAGAAGACACAUUAGAAUGUUUAGAGAAACUACAAGACUUGAUUCCAUCGUUACCGAGGGAAAAUCGUCGAUUGCUGCACUACUUGUGCCGCUUCCUCAAUCGAAUCGCUGCAAACGAGGCUUUGAACAAAAUGUCCUGUCAGGGACUUGGUAUUCUGUUCGGUCCUUGCGUUUUCCGCUUUGACGUGCGCUCUCAAAUACGAUUCACUUCCGAGUAUCCGCUUCGNUCAUCUGUCACCGAUCUGAAUGUCCGUGCAAUACCAUUGCAAUUUUUCUUGCAUCCCUCGAUUCAAAAGUCUGUCAUGAAUUGUGGUAAUAUUUGGACAAAUUUGCUGUAA